Messenger RNA from Lodderomyces elongisporus, 2526 nucleotides. It is a transcript of the gene SKN2, whose product is annotated as Skn2p. The transcript has a single exon. NCBI's taxonomy places the organism in Eukaryota, Fungi, Ascomycota, Pichiomycetes, Serinales, Debaryomycetaceae. Gene Ontology annotation, cellular component: endoplasmic reticulum membrane; plasma membrane. Gene Ontology annotation, biological process: (1->6)-beta-D-glucan biosynthetic process; fungal-type cell wall organization. Bases 1 to 2526 code for a protein of 841 amino acids. The record is from RefSeq and is a predicted model, not a curated record. Gene Ontology annotation, molecular function: glucosidase activity.
AUGUCUUCCAAUAGACCUCGUCAUUUGACUAACGACAAUAGUUUCAAUGGCCAUGCUGGUAGCACCCAAUCCUUGUCUACAGAUGGACAAAAUGCAGGAACCAUACAACUCAAGAACCCAUUCGAAACAUCAUCUUCAUCAGAAGAAGAAAUACGCACUAAAGAAAAUUUACCACCCAGAGGAGUCAAGGAAGCAAGCAACUCUAGUAUUGAGUUACUUAGUAAAUCAACGUCAUCAUCAGGGUAUCAACAACUGAAGCAACAACAACAACAACAACAACACCACCACCACCACCACCCUUAUAUUGGACUGUCUAGAAACUAUGGUAAUCAGCCCUACAGUGCUGAUGGAAGCUACAUUGAUGAAAGUGAAGCUAACUUGUUGAACAAUCCUUCAACGGCAUCCGACUACUCCUCUUCUUCUUUAACAUCAUCUUCCACUCCUGGUAUCCAAUUCAUACCACCAAAUACGCAACCUUACCCUUCAGCAUCGGGUACUACAACACCAACAAAUUUACAUCAAAAAUAUACACAAAACCCAGUGAGGGGCGAACAACUAAGCAUCAAAAGACCACCUUCGUAUGAUCGGUACCCUCUAAUAAAUGAAAAGAAAGCAAGUUCAAACUUUGCUAGUGAUUUCGAAGGAUCACUGUUGCAGUCUCAGUCUCAGUCUCAGUCUCAGUCUCAGUCGCAAUUUCAAAACCAACAGUAUCCGCCACACCCGGACUCGCCAUUUGCAACUCCAAUAAACUAUAAUAGUAAACAUGGUCAAGAAUAUUAUAAGAAAAUAGGACAAGGGCAGCAAGAUCAGCAACAACAACAACAACAACAACAACUUCUGCUGCUGCUGCUGAUGCAGAUGAUGCGAACUACAGACCCACAAUACUAUGGCGAGCGAAAAAACUUUAAUUCAAACUCCCAGAUAAACUCUCAAACCAACUCAUUAUACAAAUAUACAGACUAUAGUCCUUUUGGUGGGUACCCCGCCUCUUCAUUUCCUUUGGAUAUCAACGACAAAGAAGCAGACGACCAUUUGCAUAAUCCAGAUCCGAUACAGGAUGCCAAAUAUGAAAAGAAUAGAUUUUGGUACGAUUUGAAAAACGGAGACAGUAGAUCCCGAUUGGGAAUUGCCGGAUUUGUUUUUCUCUUGGCAGCAGCAAUUGCCGUAUUUGUUGUAUUGCCAAGCCUUACAUACACUGGUGUCACCGACCACAAGGCGGUUCCACUAACAUACCUGAUUUUAACCCAGUACAAGUACCCCACUCUCAGCGCGAUACGACAAUCUUUGAUAGACCCUGAUACACCACUGGAUGCAAGAACUAUUGAGGCUCGGGAUGGUAGUGAUUGGUCAUUAGUGUUUAGUGACGAGUUUAAUGUUGUGGGCAGAACAUUUUACGAAGGCGACGACCAGUUCUUCACUGCACCAGAUUUGCAUUAUGAUGCAACUAAGGAUUUGGAAUGGUACGAUCCCGAUGCCGUAACUACUGCUAAUGGCACAUUAACAUUACAAAUGGAUGCAUUCAAAAACCAUAAUUUGUUUUAUAGAUCAGGCAUGCUUCAAUCAUGGAACAAAAUGUGUUUUACACAAGGGAGAAUCGAAAUUUCAGCUAGAUUACCAAAUUAUGGAACUGUUUCUGGUCUCUGGCCAGGAUUGUGGACUAUGGGUAAUUUAGGUAGACCAGGAUACUUGGCCACAACUGAAGGUGUAUGGCCUUACUCGUAUGACUCGUGUGACUCUGGCAUCACGCCAAACCAAUCAUCCCCAGAUGGGAUCUCAUACUUGCCCGGACAAAGACUUAACAAAUGUACUUGCCCAGGAGAGUCGCAUCCCAACCCCGGUGUUGGUCGCGGUGCCCCCGAGAUUGAUUUAAUUGAAGCUGAGGUUAUGACUGAUGCCACUGGUAAAAAGGAGAAUAAUGGUGUUGCAUCACAAUCAUUGCAAAUUGCACCAAUGGAUAUUUGGUACAUGCCAGAUUAUAACUUUAUCGCUGUGCACAAUGACUCUGUCACAACAAUGAAUACAUAUGCUGGUGGGCCAUUCCAACAAGCAAUUAGUGGUAUAACCACAUUGAACAUAACGUGGUAUGAACGCAGUGAAAAACCUGGUCAGCCACACCUUUUCCAAAGUUAUGGCUAUGAGUACCUCAAUGAUAACGAUAAUGGCUACUUGCGUUGGUUUGUGGGUAAAACGCCUACACUCACGUUGCAAUCUACAGCGUUGCAUCCAAAUGGUAAUAUUGGAUGGAGGAGAAUCUCAAAGGAGCCAAUGUCCAUUAUUAUGAACUUGGGUGUAUCGAAUAACUGGGCAUACAUUGAUUGGGCUUCCCUAGUGUUUCCCGCGAUGAUGAGAGUUGAUUAUGUUAGAGUCUACCAGCCAUCAAAUGCUAUAAAUGUUGGCUGUGACCCUGACGAAUACCCAACAUACGAUUACAUUCAGGACCAUUUAAACAUUUACGAGAAUGUGAAUUUAACAAAUUUUGAAGAUGCUGGUUAUACAUUUCCAAAAAACUCACUCUUGGGAUGUUGA